This is a messenger RNA of Arabidopsis thaliana (thale cress), 1576 nucleotides long. It is a transcript of the gene UBC32, whose product is annotated as ubiquitin-conjugating enzyme 32. Gene Ontology annotation, molecular function: ubiquitin conjugating enzyme activity. The record is from RefSeq and is marked reviewed. The coding region runs from base 367 to 1296 and encodes 309 amino acids. Gene Ontology annotation, cellular component: membrane. NCBI's taxonomy places the organism in Eukaryota, Viridiplantae, Streptophyta, Magnoliopsida, Brassicales, Brassicaceae. The transcript has 5 exons. Gene Ontology annotation, biological process: protein ubiquitination.
GUCUCGCCACGAUAGCUUAAUGAUUCUCCCAAAUCGACGGCUGUAAAGAGGCGCUUAAAUUUCUCAGAUUACGUGACAGUUUCUGAACCGUUGAGAUGUUUGGAUGACUAAAGUUUAUUAAUUACGUGGCACUUACUCAGAAGCUCUCUCACGUCACGUAUCCGUCGUUAAAGAGUGUGACGUGGAAAAUGUUUUGGAAUUAAUUUUGUGUGUUUGUAUUAUAUCACCGUACUAAUUAGCUCAUCUCCCGAAGCCAUGUGGUAAUUCUAAUUUUGUGUAUUUAUUAUUUUCUGUUAAGACGAAUCGGACAGAGAGAACUCCGGCGGCGGAUUGCACUUCCGGCAAGAUCUCGUGGGGAUAAAUAAGAUGGCGGAUGAGAGGUAUAAUCGGAAGAAUCCGGCGGUGAAGAGGAUUUUGCAGGAGGUUAAGGAGAUGCAAGCUAAUCCGUCUGAUGAUUUUAUGUCUCUUCCUCUUGAGGAGAAUAUCUUUGAGUGGCAAUUCGCCAUCCGAGGUCCUGGUGAUACUGAAUUCGAGGGCGGGAUUUAUCAUGGGAGAAUUCAGUUGCCUGCAGAUUAUCCAUUCAAACCUCCUUCAUUCAUGUUAUUGACCCCUAACGGGCGCUUUGAAACUAACACCAAGAUUUGCUUGAGCAUUUCAAACUACCACCCUGAGCAUUGGCAACCUUCAUGGAGUGUUCGGACUGCUUUGGUGGCUCUCAUUGCAUUUAUGCCCACAAGUCCCAAUGGAGCACUGGGCUCAGUAGAUUAUCCAAAGGAUGAGAGACGUACACUAGCCAUUAAAUCACGUGAGACACCACCUAAGUAUGGCUCUCCUGAACGGCAAAAAAUUAUUGAUGAGAUUCAUCAGUACAUCCUUAGCAAAGCAACCGUGGUUCCAAAACCUCUUCCUCUGGAAUGUAGCCAAGCACCUUCCAUCGUAUCAGAAGCUCACUCCCAAGUUGAGCCACAGGAAGCGAUAACUGUAGUAGAAGAGCGGUCCAUCGCUACAACAGACACCAUAGUUGAUGAUCAAAUCAUAGAAGAGACAGCUGAAGCAGUCAAUACAGCAGCUAGUGUGGUUCCCGCUGCAGCACCUUUACCAGCGGUUGAAGUUGUGGUCAAAGCUUCUGUAAGUGGUGAGCAAAGGAUGGCCAGAAGAGCGGCUCAGAAGCCAGUCGAUGACAGACUCUUCACGUGGGCGGCGGUUGGGCUCACAAUCGCUAUCAUGGUUCUUCUUCUGAAGAAGUUCAUAAAAUCAAAUGGUUACAGUACUGGGUUUAUGGAUGAUCAGUCUUGAACUCUGAUGAAAGUCAAUGCUGCGUUUAAGAAAUGGGGUUGUGUUGUUUAAUAUUUUAUAAAUAUAAUUAAAGUGCAUAAUGGCGUAAAUAAUUUCUGUGUGACAUUGUCUUGCAACUUAGUUGAUAGAUUGGAUUAUAGCUUGUGACCAAGUUAACAAUAUGUAUUUUGGAAUUGAACACUGACGACCGUUUUAUCAAUACAUUGAUGCUUUGUUAAUAGAAUUGUUGAUUACCUCCACUAUGUUCAUAACUAUUUCCCGUUUUGAGUACAUGAUGUCU